AUGGAGGGAGGCCAUAGUCAAAAGGCGAAUGUCGCGGUGGUGGCUGUGGUGGCCGCAAUAAAGGAGGUGGGCCUCAAGAUGGCUCCCCAGAAGACGCAAGCCGUCUUCUUUUACGAGAAGUCUAUGGGGAGACCGCCAAAGGCCCACAUCAUGGUGGAGGGCACCCGUGUCUCCGUGGGGGCAAGCAUGAAGUUGCUUGGCCUCUGGCUGGAUGGCUCCUGGAGCUUCGGCGAGCACUUUGCUCGCCUGCUUCCCAGAGCCAAGGGAGUGGCAAAUAGCCUGGCAAGGCUAAUGCCAAAUCUGGGAGGGGCGAGCGGUCGUGCUCGCCGACUCUACGCCGCGACGGUGCACGCCGUGACAUUGUACGGCGCCCCGGUUUGGGCGCCGGUGGUAGAGGGCUUGCGCUGCAUAAAGGCAAAGCUUCGCCAAGUGCAGCGGUCAAUAGCCCUCCGGAUGUUUGCGUAUUGCACCGUCUCGCAUGCGGCGGCGACAGCCCUGACAGGACUCCCCCCGCUGGAGCUUGCAGCUCAUCAAUACGCCGAGAUACAUCGGCGUAUCAAAGAGCUGCAGGACCAAUCCUGCCCAGGGCACGUCGAGCGAUCAGGCUCCAGGAAAGGACGGUCAUGA
Messenger RNA from Temnothorax curvispinosus, 627 nucleotides. RefSeq lists its product as uncharacterized. NCBI's taxonomy places the organism in Eukaryota, Metazoa, Arthropoda, Insecta, Hymenoptera, Formicidae. The transcript has a single exon. The coding region runs from base 1 to 627 and encodes 208 amino acids. The record is from RefSeq and is a predicted model, not a curated record.